ACACACUUAAUUCACUACUAUUUUGCUUCAGAAUUUUAUGAAACAAUGGUAGUCUUGCAACUUCAAUUUUUAUUAGUUCCUUUGCUCACAAGCACCAUGGGAGCGGCACAAUAUAUGAUGCAAGAUGCAGCGCUGAUGAACUACAUUGACCGGCGUUUCCUGUCUUUAGAGAAGAGGCUGGAAAAAUGCAACCAAGACAUACUGGAUUACGUGGAAGAAUUUCGAGACUUUUCAAAGAUGGUACUGGCACGCCUGGCACGACUGAACAGUUACAAGGCUGAGGUUAAAAGUGAAUUAGAGAAUUUGCUAACAAGAAUUGAACGAGCACAGGGGGACAUUGACUACUUUGGAUCUGUCACAGUUUCUAAUACAUGUAUAGAAGUACAUGAAGACCUGGUGAAACAGCAGCUAUUUGAAGAAGCAGAAACAAAAAAGAAACUUAAGCUCAUGCUUAAUGCAAGUUGCGACCACAUGCUUUCAGGUAUUAAGUCCCUAAAGAUACUUAAGAAGACUGGAGAUAAGCAUGGCUCUUGGAUGAAAGAUCCUGGCAAAAAGCAUGCAAAGAUCUAUUUAUUCAAUGGUUCUGUAAAUAAUGUUAUUUUGGAAUUUGCAAAUAUCAUGACAUUCGUGGAAAGCAAUCAUAUGCUAAAAGCUCACAAAGUCACCUUGCCAUUUCCCUGGCAAGGAACUGGCCACAUCAUAUAUCAGGGUUUCCUGUUCUAUCACAAAUACAGCUCCUUAAAUGAAAUAAUUAAAUUCAAUAUCCAGAAAAGAAACAUAACUGACCAAAUGCUAUUGCCAGGGGCUGGAAGAAUUCCUGCUUAUCAGCUUUCUCCACCUACAAAAAUAGAUCUUGCCAUUGAUGAGCAAGGGCUCUGGGCAAUACAUGCAGAACCAGAGACUGAAGGAAACAUUGUAAUCACUAAAAUCAACCACAUAACCAUGACAGUAGAGCACACCUGGGACACAUCAUGCAAUAGCAAGGAUGCUGAAGCAGCUUUCAUGAUAUGCAACACACUCUAUGUUGUCUACAACUUUCCAAGUGGAGGCACCUCUCGCAUACAAUGUGUUUAUGAUGUUUUGGAUGCUGUAAAUACUUAUGAAAUCCCAGUAUUGCAUUUUCCAAAGCGUCAGGGUAGCCAUUCCACUAUACAUUACAAUCCUAAAGAAAAACAACUCUUUGCUUGGGGUGAUGGAUCCCAGAUCAUUUAUAAGCUGCACACAAAGCAAAAAGUUUAGAAUCUUUAGCAACUUUACAAGUACACUUAAAAGCUGUCAGCCCCAUAUCAAGGUGAUCAUUAAAGCAUAUUAAAAUUACAGUAUUGCCAUUUGUUACAACUUUCAUCUAUUUUGCAUUCAUUUAGGCUUUCAUACCCAGUGAUCUUAAACUUAUGUCCAAUUAAUAAUAUGUAAGGACUCCAUUAAUAUAUAUUACAUGAUGAUCCAACACCACAUAGGUACACACACUGCCAAAUCAGUCUUAAAGACUAAAGCUAAUUAGGAAAAAAACAAAAAACAAACAAAAAAAAAACAACACA
Messenger RNA from Pezoporus occidentalis (night parrot), 1538 nucleotides. RefSeq names its product olfactomedin like 1 (gene OLFML1). Gene Ontology annotation, biological process: signal transduction. Bases 46 to 1239 code for a protein of 397 amino acids. The record is from RefSeq and is a predicted model, not a curated record. The transcript has 3 exons. NCBI's taxonomy places the organism in Eukaryota, Metazoa, Chordata, Aves, Psittaciformes, Psittacidae.